AUGGCAAAGGAUCAUUCAUCGCGGAGCGGGAAGCUAUCGUCGAAACCGCCUCGUCAGAAUGCCAGGACGCUGAAACGAAAACGGAACGAAGAUGAUAUCGCAACGCUCAAAGAGCGAGUGGCAGAGCUCGAUGCCAAAGCUGCGAUUGAAAGCUUUACUGACCUCCCUCUCUCUGAGCCAACGAGGCUGGGAUUGUCUGCCUCGCAUUUCAAGACGCUGACGGAUAUUCAAGCCCGUGGGAUCCCGCAUGCGCUGCAAGGACGAGACAUUCUCGGUGCAGCCAAAACGGGGAGUGGAAAGACGCUGGCAUUCCUCGUCCCCGUCCUGGAAAACCUGUUUCGCAAACAAUGGACGGAGUACGAUGGAUUGGGAGCGCUGAUAAUAUCGCCGACUCGCGAAUUGGCCAUUCAGAUAUUCGAGGUCCUACGCAAAAUCGGCCGUUAUCAUACCUUCUCUGCCGGACUGGUGAUUGGAGGGAAGAGUCUACAGGAGGAACAGGAGCGUUUGGGGAGGAUGAAUAUUCUUGUGUGCACUCCCGGCCGUAUGCUGCAGCACAUGGACCAGACGGCAGCGUUUGAUACGGAUAAUAUACAGAUGUUGGUGUUGGAUGAGGCAGAUCGGAUUAUGGACAUGGGUUUCCAGAGCACAGUAGAUGCUAUUGUGGAACACCUUCCCAAGGAGAGACAGACAAUGCUGUUCAGUGCCACCCAGACGAAGAAAGUGUCUGACCUUGCUCGGUUGAGCCUACGGGAUCCAGAAUACAUUUCGGUCCAUGAGGCUGCCUCGAGUGCGACGCCGUCGACCCUGCAGCAGCAUUAUGUUGUAACACCGUUGCCCGACAAGUUGGAUACGCUAUGGAGCUUCAUCCGAAGCAGUUUGAAAUCGAAGAUUAUUGUGUUCUUUUCCUCGAGUAAAGAGGUCCGGUUCGUUUACGAGGCUUUCAGGCAGAUGCAGCCCGGUAUACCGCUUCUGCAUCUUCACGGCAGACAGAAACAGGGUGCGCGAGUGGAUAUCACACAUAAAUUCUCGACUUCAAAGAACUCAUGUCUGUUCGCUACGGAUGUGGUUGCGAGAGGUCUCGACUUCCCGGCCGUUGACUGGGUUAUUCAGCUGGACUGCCCUGAGGACUCAGACACGUAUAUACACCGGGUAGGACGGACCGCACGGUACGAGCGAGACGGCCGAGCCGUGCUAUUCCUCGACCCGAGCGAAGAGAUAGGCAUGCUGUCUCGUCUCGAGCAGAAAAAGAUACCGAUCGAAAAGAUAAAUAUUCGAGCAAACAAGCAGCAGAGUAUAAAGCAUCAGUUACAAAAUAUGUGCUUCAAAGACCCACAACUCAAGUAUCUCGGGCAAAAGGCAUUUACCUCAUAUGUUAAAUCAAUACAUAUCCAAAAGGAUAAGGAGGUAUUUGAUGUGAAGGCGCUGCCUUUGGAAGAGUUCGCAGCUAGCUUGGGGCUUCCCGGUGCGCCGCGCAUCAAAUUUAUCAAGGGAGAGGAUACUAAGUCGCUGAAGAAUGCUCCCAGACGUCUGCAGCUUGUCUCCAGUGACGAUGAGGAUGAACAGGACGAGAAUGAAGAUGCUGAGAGCAAGAAGAAAAAAGCCAAGCAGCCCGAAGUACGGACCAAGUAUGACAGGAUGUUCGAGAGGAGGAACCAAGACGUCUUCACCGAACACUACACGAAACUUAUCUACGAAGAGGCAGAGGACAGAGAUGGCAGUAAGAAGAACGACGCUACGAACGGUGACGACGAUUUCCUUGCUGUCAAACGAAGAUAUGAGGUUGAAGACGAGGUCGACGAUCCGUCUACGAAGGACUCCGAUACGCAGGUAAAGAAAGUGGCCGGAGGAGUUCGAGCAGUGCACAUCGAAGGCAGGGAGCCCUUGCUCAUAGACUCGAAUCGACGAGAGAAGCUCCUACAGUCCAAGAAGAAGCUUCUCAAGUACAAGAACCCCGGCAAGAAACUUGUUUACGAUGACGACGGCAACGCCCAUGAGAUCUACGAGCUCGAGGACGAGGAAGACUUUAGGAAACGAGGAGAUGCGGCAGAACAGAGGGCCAAGUUCCUCGAGCUUGAGGCCGAGCGAGCACGGCUGGCAGAUAUCCGCGACAAGGAGAUUGCGAAGCAGAAGAAGCGGGAGAAGAAAGAGCAGCGAAGAGAGAGGGCGAGGGCAGAGCGAGAGGCCGCCGCUGAAGAAGAGGGUCCAGCUGCCGUCCUUGCGCCAUUCGAGGAUGGACACGGUGAAAUGGACGAUGCCAAAGGCAGGCCUCCGCCGAGUAAGAAGCAGAAGAAGGUCCGGGAAGAUGGCGAUGCUGUCGAUAAAAAGGAGAAGAAGAAGGUCACUUUCGACGAGCCAGCCGAGAUGCAAACGCUGGAGGAUCUGGAAGCCUUUGCCAGCGGCCUUCUUGGAUGA
Molecule: messenger RNA, 2412 nt
Organism: Microsporum canis CBS 113480
Lineage: Eukaryota; Fungi; Ascomycota; Eurotiomycetes; Onygenales; Arthrodermataceae
Product: ATP-dependent RNA helicase DBP4
Exons: 1
Coding region: 1-2412 (803 amino acids)
Biological process (GO): rRNA processing
Cellular component (GO): nucleus
Molecular function (GO): nucleic acid binding; ATP binding; RNA helicase activity
Source: RefSeq, a predicted model, not a curated record